AUCCUCCGCUACAGAUAGCUAAUAACACGACACAACUAUCACUGCAUAAAGCUCUGAACUUUUCCUCAAACAUAGACAAGUAAUGAUAUUUAGUCACUAUUAAUUCGAUUUCACCAUAUCAUCUUCAAUGUCUGUGUCCCCAACUUGUAACUUCUUAUACUGCACAGAGGAAGCCGGCUAUUUGGAUUUCUUGGAUGCUGAAAUUUGCCACGAGUCUGUAUCCUGUGGUUCAUUUUCUCACAUUGAUGAUGAUGAUGAGAAUUAUAUAGUCAGUAUUUUUGACUCUGAGCUUGACCAGAUGCAAGGACAUGAAUUACUGGCAAAGCAUGGUAAAAUUCCAGGGAUUAUUACUGCUCGUCUAGAUGCAGUCAAAUGGAUGUUGAAGGUGCAUUCUCACCAUCGAUUUCAGCCUGAAACGGCGUAUCUUUCUGUGAAUUACCUGGAUCGUUUCAUCUUGUCCCAUAAUUUGCCUGGGAAAGAAUGGCACUGGCGGCUUUUAUCAGCAGCUUGUCUAUCUUUAGCUGCAAAAAUGGAGGAAACAAAUGUCCCACUUCUCUUAGAUUUGCAAAUAAUAGAACCCAGAUUCUUGUUCAAGCCCAAGACGGUUCAACAGAUGGAGCUUCUUGUUGGGGGCAGUCUCAAGUGGCGAUUGCGCACCACAACACCUUUCGAUUUUUUGCAUUAUUUCAUUUCUAAAGUUUCGUAUUUUUUGAGUCCCCAACAUAGUAAUGGACUCAGCUGUGUAUUCUCUGCUGCCUCAGACAUUAUUAUCAGUACAAGUAGAGUGAUUGAUUUAUUCGAUUAUCCGCCGUCUGCAAUCGCUGCAGCCGUGGUGCUAUGGGUCACCAAUCAGCCUGUUGAUGAUGGCAAGCUGGAAUGCCUUCACAAAAGAUUGAACAAAGACAUGGUGAAAAGAUGUUACAGUCUUGUAAAAAGGAACAUGUCCCAAUUGCUGCAUAUUAAACUAAAAAAGCUGGAGCAUUGCAUACCAUCAAAUGGCAAGCUUGAUGUGGCUUUUACAGAUAAGGAGUGAAGAUGAGACAAAUUCUACCCAAGGCUUGCUCACAAACAAGUGCUAGGACUAUGGGGAAAAUAAAAUUCUACUUAGUAUUCGGUUUUAUUCUUCUCCAAAUGCUGCAAUUUGUAAGAAUACGAUUUUUUUCCUGGUGUGUUUGAGUGUGGAUCGUAUUUGAUUUGAGAUAUUGAAAAUUUUCUACCCAUUGAAUCAACUAAAGUGCUUGCCAUUUUUACUUGA
Mangifera indica (mango) is the source of this 1255-nucleotide messenger RNA. Its product is annotated as cyclin-D1-1-like. The transcript has 4 exons. Gene Ontology annotation, molecular function: cyclin-dependent protein serine/threonine kinase regulator activity. NCBI's taxonomy places the organism in Eukaryota, Viridiplantae, Streptophyta, Magnoliopsida, Sapindales, Anacardiaceae. The record is from RefSeq and is a predicted model, not a curated record. Gene Ontology annotation, biological process: regulation of cyclin-dependent protein serine/threonine kinase activity; mitotic cell cycle phase transition. Bases 128 to 1033 code for a protein of 301 amino acids. Gene Ontology annotation, cellular component: cytoplasm; nucleus; cyclin-dependent protein kinase holoenzyme complex.